This is a messenger RNA of Symbiodinium sp. CCMP2592, 1002 nucleotides long. The record is from the annotation of a GenBank genome assembly. Lineage: Eukaryota; Dinophyceae; Suessiales; Symbiodiniaceae.
AUGCGCAUGAAGGAGAGUGAGCGCGAGCACUGCGGCUGCGAGCUCCCACCCCCAGCGCAGGAGGACAUUUCCGUCGAAGCCAUGCUGAACUACCUGGACCCUAACCCGCGGCCAUUGCUGGGCAUGGCGUCCGAGACGAUGCCGAUAUAUGAUGCUCGCAACUCAACAGCGAUUUUUUUUUCACUUGAGAAGAACGGUUUCCAGAUGUCUGAUAUGGACCUGGAUGGGGUGCCAUGCACCAGCAUGGAAGUACUGAAGGAUGCAGGGAUAAGCAAGAUCACAGACCGAGUGACGGCAGUGCUCAAGAGAGAGAUUCCAUCAGCAAGCCACAUCAUCCCGUUUGAUGUGAAGGUUCGCGAGGGUGGAAUGCUGUCUCCCUUGGUACCACAUGCUUUACGGGCCUUUCCCGCUGGUGAAGCGCCGCCCGCCAACGGCUCUGUGUAUGGUCCCGCCGCUUCUCCCUGCAAGGUGGUGCAUGGCGACUAUACGCACAACAGUGCUAUGGCCAGGGUCAUGGCCAUAAGUAUGCUGCCGGGACCCACAGGCGAAACGUUAUUGAAACCAGAGCAGAGGAAGGCAUUGCUGCAGGGUGAAUGCAACUUCUGGUUUGUGAACGUUUGGGGCAACCUUGCUGAGCAGCCGCUCAGACGCGACCCUCUCGCCCUUUUGGACCAGCGCACUCUCAAUUCAGAGGACACCUUUGCCUGGACGCAGCGCGGGAGCAGCGGGGCAGGAGUAUGCGAUGGGUUUAGCAAAGGGGCCCCAGAAGAAAUUGUGGAGGAAAGUCGAGGAGUUCGUUUCUCUCCAAGGCACCGCUGGUACUACUGGUCCAACAUGUCCCGGCAGGAGGCUCUCAUCUUCAAGACUUACGACAGUGCCGAAGACUCCAGUCCACAAGUCUGCUUCCACUCCGCCUUCGUGCACCCUUCGACACCAGAAACCGCCCCCGGCCGCCAAUCCUACGAGGUGCGAUCGCUAGUGGUGAUUCCGCUUGUGGCUUAA